GCCUGCGAUCGAUCGGACAUCAGUCGCUGCCCAUCGGCUCUCAAGGCGUUUUUGGAAUUGGUAUCACCGCACCAAGUGGAUUAGUAGUCAGCAUGAAGGUCUUCGUUUGCAUGUGUGCUCUGUUCGCUGUGGCCAACGCUGGCUUCCUGGGUCUCCUCGGAGGAGGCGGUGGUGGCGGCGGCGGCGGCGGCGGUGGAGCUAGCCUGAAGGCGGGCAUCAGCCUGGGCGGCAAUGGAGGCGGAGGCAACGGAGGCGGUGGCUACGGGGGCGGUGGCCACGGAGGCUACGGCGGCCAUGGACCCAGUGGUCCCGUCCAGGUGGUCAAGGUGAUCCACCAGCAGGGCGGCAGCGGCGGCGUCGGCUACUCCUCCGGCGCCUCCUAUGGCGGCGGCUACUCCUACGAGGCUGCUCCCCAGGUCUUCAAGGUGAAGGUCAUCUCUGGCGGCAGCAGCGGCGGUGGCUACGGACCCGCCCCCGGCCCCGUCUACCUCCCACCCGCUGGCCCCGCCCCCGCCCCCGUCAAGGUCAUCAAGAUCCUGCAGGAGUCCGCCCCCAUUGUGAGCGCCCCGCUGGUCGAGAGCGCCCCCCAGAUCGUCAAGGUGGUGAAUGUGGGCUCCGGACACGUGGCUGGACCCUCCUUCAUCGGCGGCGGCUCCUCCUCUGGCGCCGUCUCCCAGGUCAUCAAGGUCGUCCACGAGGGCCACGACAGCGGCAUCUCUGCGGGAGGCUACUCUGCGGGUGGCUACUCUGCCGGAGGCUACUCCUCGGGCGGUGCCACCAAGGUGGUGCGUGUGAUCCAUGAGCACUCCGCCGCCGGUCCAGCCUAUGGCCCUGCCCCUGCCCCCAUCGACGUGCCCGCUCCUGUGGCUUCUUACCUGCCUCCCCAGGAAAUCGCUGCCCCGGCUCCAGCUCCAGUAUAUGCUGCUCCCGCCCCAGUGUACUCCGCCCCUGCUCCCGCUCCAGUUUAUGCUGCCCCUGCUCCUGCUCCCGUGUACUCUGCACCUGCUCCUGCGCCAGUUUACUCUGCUCCUGCUCCUGCUCCCGUGUACUCCGCUCCUGCUCCUGCUCCCGUGUACUCCGCACCUGCUCCCGCUCCCGUGUACUCCGCACCUGCUCCCGCUCCCGUGUACUCCGCACCUGCACCUGCUCCAGUCUAUGCCGCCCCAGCGCCGGCUCCCGCCCCCGUCCUGAGCGUGCCCCAUCCCGCCCCAGCACCCCUCUUCGCGCCCGAGGAGCAGUCCCUGCCCGUCGGCCACGCCCCCGCCCAGACCUACGGCCCACCGGCGUACUAGACAAGCCCAAGAGCCACCAUCCGCGCGGAGGACCUUCCUGCCAACUGCAUCGAGAGCAUAUUACCAUUCCUGCACAACGCCAUGAGUUAAUUUAAGACAUUUUUUUUACCACACAUUUUUUUGUUAGAAAAUACAUAGACAAUUCCAAAAAGAA
This is a messenger RNA of Drosophila biarmipes, 1446 nucleotides long. RefSeq names its product skin secretory protein xP2. Bases 93 to 1292 code for a protein of 399 amino acids. NCBI's taxonomy places the organism in Eukaryota, Metazoa, Arthropoda, Insecta, Diptera, Drosophilidae. Gene Ontology annotation, molecular function: transcription coactivator activity. The record is from RefSeq and is a predicted model, not a curated record. Gene Ontology annotation, cellular component: RNA polymerase II transcription regulator complex. Gene Ontology annotation, biological process: positive regulation of transcription by RNA polymerase II. The transcript has 2 exons.